CACGCUGCCGGCCGGGGCCCCUGGUGUAAGAUAUCAAAACAACCCUGUUGGCUCAACCUCUGAGCAGCUGGCAACACGUAGGCUACGUGAACAUGUCAGCCUGACUGAGAACCUCGGACAGAAACACGCAGCGGCGGCGGGCAGCAGCAGCCUCGGAACGACUGCCGCAUAAGCGACGAGAUUCGAGUUCACGGCGUUUACCUCCCGACACGUUUCUCUCUCUCUUGAGUCCCGAAAUGACGCAGAACAGCAGCUUCGUCUUCAGCAGCACGGCGCUGCGCUCGCUGCAGCUGGACGAGGACAUGCUGGAGCGACACAGACACCAGAGGAGGGUGGCCUCCAGCCAGCUCACCGGCUACAUGCUGAAGAAGGAGGCCCGGAGCCGGCAGCUGCUGGCGUCUGGGACCUCGGCGCCGCCCGCGGUGUGCAAGGACCUGGUCACCCAGAACGCCCUGUACACCGGAGACCUGGAGGCCCUCCGAGAGCUGUUCCCCAAGGACUCCAGGGCCAACUUCAUCAUCGAGCCCCGGGGCGGGGACAUGCGUUGGGUCGCCAGCGGGGAAGGGCUGUGGUCCCUAUCCUACGAGCAGGAGCUGACCACGCCGCUCCACAUCACGGCGUGUCGGGGCUUCGCCGACUGCCUUCGCCUCCUCCUCCAGCGGGGGGCCGACGUGGAGCUGGCACCCGGCGGCAGCACGGCGCUGCACGAGGCCUGCGAGAGCUGCCAGCCCGAGUGCGCCAAGCUGCUUCUGAGCCACGGGGCCAACGCCAACGCCGUCUCCGAGGACGGCCUCAUGCCCCUGCACGUCUGCACCCUGCCGGAGUCCCUCGAAUGUGCCCGGCAGCUCCUCCAGUACGGCGCCGCCAUCACGGGCCGCAGCGUGGACGAGGAGGACACGCCCCUCCACGUGGCGGCCCGGCACGGCCUCCCGGAGCACGCCGACCUCUACCUGCGCUACGGCGCGGCGGUGGACCGCCGCAACGAGGAGGAGCUCACGCCCCUCGGCGCGGCCUGCGCCCACCCCCACGAGGCCCACGAGCUGACCCGGUACCACCGGGUCUGCCAGCUGCUGCUGGCGGCCGGGGCCCGCGUGGGGCCCCUGGACCGCGACAAGCGCACGCCGCUGCACAUGGCGUGCAAGCAGGCCAACGCGGACGUGGUGGAGCUGCUGCUGGCCAACGGGGCGGGGGUGAACGACAUGGACUACGGCGGCGAGGCGCCCAUGCACAACAUCCUGAAGGUGGCGUGUUAUAAGACGGCGCACCAGCCGGAGAGGGUGGUGCAGUCGCUGCUCAACUACGGGUCCAUACGGGUGUGGCCCGGGGCCCUGCCCGUGGUAGGUCCAUCUACAGCUACUUUAACUUUAUCUUACUGCCCGUGGUAGGUUCAUCUACAGCUACUUUAACUUUAUCUUACUUCCUUUACCCUCCAUGGUACGUUCAUCUUCAUCUACUUUAACUAUGGUUUGGCCACUUUAUUUUACCUCCUGUCAAAUAAAGUUAUUAUUAUUUCAGUUUUUUUUAUUUCAGGCCCUUGUUACAUAGCCACUCUCCCAAAAAAGAGGACUAGCUCGUUGGCUUUGUAGGUCAGCCCGGCCUUGAGGAAUACUCAGGUCAUGCAUGGGAGGAGUGCAUGCAGGUAGGUGGGUAGGAAGGUAGACAGACAGGAAAGCCAUCCAAUCAAUUCAUUCAGGCAGAAUUAAAUGAUUGGACUGGUUAUUACAGGCCCUCAACAGCUACAGAUGGGUUGAAGUUUUGCCAAAAUAUUUGAUUAAUUUAUUUCUCUCUUUUAUGUUAAGAGAAUUUCAACAGAUUAGUAAAAAUGUGUCUAAAAAAAGCUGUAGCCUACUACCCCAGCUUUAACACUCGCACACAAAAACUCUUGGUCGUCGAUUCAGUUAGUUUGACAUUCUUUUUAUUUCCAAAAGGAAAGCCAGCACAAAAAGUGUAAUACACUUGGAGGUAACAAGCCGGCUUUGUGUGAAACUAAAGUCUUCACAACCUCACGAUUCCCUAUUCCGUGACACGACGUGAGGCGUUUCCCACUCCGCGGGGCGCUUGACUACCACUAUCGCUGCUGAACCCACGUGGGCCACAGCAGAAAGAGGCACGGCUCCUAAUUAGGCAAGUGUUAAUAGGAGAUUAAUUAGCGCUAAUUGCAUAAUUUCCAGUUAAACCCCUAGAGGGAAGACCAAUCUGUUCAUUUCACAAGUGUUUAAUUACUUCACUUAUUUUUAUACUAUGGAAUCACGAGCUCAGUCGCGCUGAACGGGUUUCCACCGUCCACUAGUUUAGCGUCUCUUUAGCUGUUGUGUCGCUAAACCCGCCUGACGGCCGUGAGUGUGCGUGUAUGUGUGUGUGUGUGUGUGUGUGUGUGUGUGU
Molecule: messenger RNA, 2382 nt
Organism: Gadus macrocephalus (Pacific cod)
Lineage: Eukaryota; Metazoa; Chordata; Actinopteri; Gadiformes; Gadidae
Gene: asb10
Product: ankyrin repeat and SOCS box containing 10
Exons: 5
Coding region: 237-1385 (382 amino acids)
Biological process (GO): intracellular signal transduction; negative regulation of delayed rectifier potassium channel activity; neuronal action potential
Cellular component (GO): axon initial segment; membrane; synapse
Molecular function (GO): transmembrane transporter binding
Source: RefSeq, a predicted model, not a curated record